Paramecium primaurelia is the source of this 885-nucleotide messenger RNA. NCBI's taxonomy places the organism in Eukaryota, Ciliophora, Oligohymenophorea, Peniculida, Parameciidae. The record is from the annotation of a GenBank genome assembly.
AUGGGAUCAGUUGUUGGGUCGACUUAAUAAAUUUAAUCUGAAUAGAAGUUAUUUAUUGCCCGUUAAAGAAAUAAGAAUUUAUUAAUAGCAUAAAUUACAAAUGAUAGAAUGAAGAAAUGUAUUGAGCAAGUUUUGUAAAAGGAUAUUGAAUUACAAUAAAUUUUGAAGGAAAAAAUAAAUUAACAAGAAGGGUUUACUCUUGCUCUUAAUGGAUCAUAUCGUGGGUAAAGAGAAAAUGAAUUUAUAUAAUCUGGUUAUGGUGAACUCAUCUCUGAUAAGUAAGACAGGUAUUUUUUAGGACAAUGGAAAAAUAAUUUAUUAGAAGGUAAAGGAUGUACAAUUUAUGUAAAUGAUCAAGAAUAUCAAUAUUAUUAUGGUUAACAUUCAAAAGGAGUAGCUCAUGGAAAAGGGGCAAUUGUAUUUAAUGAUGAGGCAUAAUAUUAAGGAGAUUGGGAAAAUGGACAGAUGACAGGUGAAGGAUCAAUAUAUAUAACAAAUAGUUUAUAUUAUAAAGGUUAAGUAAAAGAUGGAAAGAUGCAUGGUUAAGGAAAAUUAAUAUUAUUUAGCAAUUCUAUGAAUUCUAAGUAAAGUAUUGGAACAGAUGUAGCUAUAAUAUAAGAUGGAGGUACUAUAAUUGAAGGAUAAUUUUAUGAAGAUUAAAUGAUUGAAGGAACUGUUAAAAGCUAAAAAGGAAAUUACAAAGGAUAGAUGAAAGAUGGAAAAAUGGAUGGAAAAGGAACAUUUAUUAGUAAUGAUGAAACUUUUUAUGAUGGAUAAUUCAAAAAUAAUAAAAGACAUGGUGUAGGGAAGAGUCAAAAUUAAGGUAAAGUUUAGAUUGCUUAAUGGGAAAAUGAUAAAUUAGUUAGAGUUCUAGAAAUAUAAUGA